GGAGUGUCAGGAAGAGGAAGAGCGCGCCAGAGGCGGUGCGGGCGCGCGGCGAGCGAGCAGGGGCCGGCCAGGGCGAUCGCCGCGCGGGCCACCAUGGCCACGGACGAGCUGGCCAGCAAGCUGAGCCGGCGGCUGCAGAUGGAGGACGAGGGCGAGGGCGGCGGCGAGGCCCCCGAGCAGCCCGGCCUGAACGGGGCGGCGGCGGCGGCGGCCGGGGCGCAGGACGAGGCGGCCGAGGCGCUGGGCAGCGCGGACGACGAGCUGAGCGCCAAGCUGCUGCGGCGCGCCGACCUCAACCAGGGCAUCGGCGAGCCCCAGUCGCCCAGCCGCCGCGUCUUCAAUCCCUACACCGAGUUCAAGGAGUUCUCCAGGAAGCAGAUCAAGGACAUGGAGAAGAUGUUCAAGCAAUACGAUGCCGGCCGGGAUGGCUUCAUCGACCUGAUGGAGCUGAAGCUCAUGAUGGAGAAACUUGGAGCCCCCCAGACCCAUCUGGGCCUGAAAAACAUGAUCAAGGAGGUGGACGAGGACUUUGACAGCAAGCUCAGCUUCCGGGAGUUCCUCCUGAUUUUCCGCAAGGCGGCGGCCGGGGAGCUGCAGGAGGACAGCGGGCUGCACGUGCUGGCCCGCCUCUCCGAGAUCGACGUGUCCACCGAGGGCGUCAAGGGGGCCAAGAGCUUCUUUGAGGCCAAGGUCCAGGCCAUCAACGUGUCCAGCCGCUUCGAGGAGGAGAUCAAGGCGGAGCAGGAGGAGCGGAAGAAGCAGGCGGAGGAGAUGAAGCAGCGGAAGGCGGCCUUCAAGGAGCUGCAGUCCACCUUCAAGUAGCCGGGGCUGGGCCCGACCGCCUGGCCCUGGCCCGGAGCCCCGUCUGGCUGGCGAGGGAGGUUGCGGGGGGCAAAGUGGAGGCUGAGCUGGGGUCCUCCCUGUGUCUGAAGGGACCAUACUGAAACCUACAAACGUCUGUGAACACAGCCCGUCGAGGGCCUUGCGGGGGUGGCCUGGCCUCUCCCGCUCUCUGCCACGUUCCUGAGGCCGUGCCCCCAGCGCUGGCUCCCGGCCUGGCCCAGCCCCCGCCCCUCCCUGCGUCCCUGCCUCUCUUGCACCCCUGGCUGUCCCCUGCCUGCUCCAGCGCUGCUCUCUGCCCAUGAGCCUGCCCGUCACACACGCCUCUCCCGGCCACCUCCUCCCCUGCCCAGAGGCCACCUGCCCUCAACAGGCAGGCUGCACCGCCCCUUCCUAGACGGGGGGAGCGACAGAUGGCAAGAAUUUCGGCUGGCUCGUAGAGGGGGACCUCAGGGUCCAUGCCCUGCACCUGUUCCUCCAGCCCCGCCUCCUCCCUGCUGGCAUAGAGGGGGGGCAGGGGAAAGGCUUCUAUUUUUGUGAAGGGACCCAGGCCCUGGCACCCCCUGCAACCCCAGUGCUCGGCCCAGCCAGGCGGGGUGAGGGGACAGCUGUGUCAAUCUACCUCACUCUCGCAGCCGUGGCAGGGAAGGCUCUGGGGGCAGAACACCACCCUAGUCCCCCGGGGACAACCUGAGGGUCCCAGGGGGCUCUGGAGAGAGCAGGGGUGGGGGGUCAGGGGGCCCCUCACAGGAAGGAAACCAGCGACGUCUCCGCUCUCCAGGAGGCGCCCAAGAAGUGCUUUAAGAGGUUUGCACGGACCAGGCCGUGGGGAGCAGGGGACCUCCCUGGGCCUUUCACACCCUCCUUCCGCCUUGUCACCAGCGACGGGACUAUCCUGUCACCCCCCCACCCCGAGGAAGCAUGGGGACCCCCGCCUCCCUGUGCCGCCGGCCCGGUCCCGCGCAGCCCCCAUGUGCUUGCUCACGUGUGUGCGUGUCUGUGUGUGUCUGUUGCUGUGUCGUGAAGCUGUGCCCGUCACCCAGUCCCAACCAGUGAGUGGCCACCGAGGCCACCGUUAUGCAACUUUCGGUGUGUGUCAGGACAGCGUCCCUGCUGUUCGGGCCCGAUAACUUUAUUUUAGUAAAGAUGCCCCAAGAGUUUAAGAAGCUCCCGUCGGACAUGCAGAGGUUUUAUUUUUUUGGCCUUAGAAUCUACGGAAACUCGGGGGCACUGACCCCCCGCGGCGGCCCUGGCCCUGGAUUGCGUUUGCCUUAGCGGAUCUGUUUACACAGAUGAAUAUAAGAAGUUCUUUUUCUUCGGCUUAUUGCUUUUUUUUUCUCUCUCUCUCCCGUCUCACUCCUCCCCACCCCCCAAAGAGCUACUUCUUCAUUCGGUGGUACAAUUAUUUUUUUUUAACUAAAAGAAGAUAAAAAUUCUA
Messenger RNA from Eptesicus fuscus (big brown bat), 2278 nucleotides. RefSeq names its product EF-hand domain family member D2 (gene EFHD2). The transcript has 4 exons. The record is from RefSeq and is a predicted model, not a curated record. Bases 94 to 822 code for a protein of 242 amino acids. Lineage: Eukaryota; Metazoa; Chordata; Mammalia; Chiroptera; Vespertilionidae. Gene Ontology annotation, molecular function: calcium ion binding.